Messenger RNA from Seminavis robusta, 713 nucleotides. NCBI's taxonomy places the organism in Eukaryota, Bacillariophyta, Bacillariophyceae, Naviculales, Naviculaceae. The record is from the annotation of a GenBank genome assembly.
CAUUGGCAGUAGCCAGUGUUGGUGAAGGUGAUGAGUUUAAGAGGGACCUCUGGCAAGAAAUGGAACUAGCCACAGAAAACCUCAAGCUGGAUAAGAGCAGAGUAUUCUUCAAUCUGAAGGAGCUACAACAGCAUCAUGCCGGACUGGCUCAACAGCUCCAAACUGCAACUCCCUUCGUCUUCCAAGUCCCAGAAACAACAGAGGAGGCCAUGACAGUGCUUGCUGCAACACCUUCCAUUCAGUUUUCCUUUGCAGCUCUAGCAGUGACACUUUGUGCACGCCUUGCAUUGGGACCACUGGGAGUUACAGACUUGGGGAUCCUGAUUGGCACCAAGAUGUUCUGGGAAAUUCAGGAAUGGAUUGUCCAUACUGAGCUAUUCCACGGCAGUAAAGACAUGACAUCCAUUGGUCCCUUUGAGAGUCAUGAUAGACAUCACAUUCUUCCUUACUAUCAUGUUUCCACGGAACCUCUGCCAUUGGCAGUUGGGUUUUAUUUACUUGCUGCUACUAUUGCUGUGGCAGCAAUGUCCUUUGGAGCACCUGCUGCUCAGGCCAUGACAUGGCUUGGAUCCUACACUGCCAGUGGCAUUGGGUACAUGCUUCUGCACUUUUUGGCCCACACUAGACUAAGCUGCCCUUGAAGGGUUGGCUACAAGAGGCUAGAGCUCAUCAUAUCAAGCACCAUUUGGAACCAACAAUCAACAUGAAUAUUG